Molecule: messenger RNA, 720 nt
Organism: Penicillium soppii
Lineage: Eukaryota; Fungi; Ascomycota; Eurotiomycetes; Eurotiales; Aspergillaceae
Product: serine hydrolase domain-containing protein
Exons: 1
Coding region: 1-720 (239 amino acids)
Source: RefSeq, a predicted model, not a curated record
AUGGAAAUCGCCCAGCGACUGUCGGCCCUGCGCCCGGUCAUCCGCGAGAUCUGUAAUGUGGCCGGCGUCCCGAGUGCCUCCUUUGGCGUUGCGUACCAGGGUCAGAUCGUGUUCCGGGACAAUAUCGGGUUUCGCGACAUGGAAGAAUCCAUUGAACCAGAUUCAGACACCUUAUAUGGUAUCGGUUCUAUCAGCAAGAUCUUCACCGCGAGCGCGAUCGGGAUGCUCGUCGACGAGGGGAAGCUGAAUUGGACCACGCCCAUUGUCAGCAUCAUUCCUGAGCUUAACACCGCCGACAAGACCGUCACCGGGCAGCUCACCAUUAUAGACCUCCUUCUUCACCGGACCGGACUGGAAAAAUCAAAUAAUUGGUGGUUCGGCUCGGAUGGCGUGUUGAUGCUGGAUAAAAGUCAAACCGUGUCGUCAAUCAAUGCGUUGAAGCAAACAAGCCCAUUUCGAAAUGCUUUCGGGUAUAGCAACUGGGGAUACACCCUAAUCGGAGAAGUCAUCGAACGCCUCACUGGCGUGACAUAUGGGGAUUUUCUCCAAUCUCGCAUUUUUGGCCCACUGCAAAUGGAGCGCACUACGACCAAGCAUACUUGUCAAGAUUCAGAUAAUUUCGCUAAGCACUAUGCCGCGCUAGAUGACAAGUCAUUUUACCCUCUCCCGCCCCCUCCAAUCCAAGAUGACACGAUCAUGACCGCCGCACAAGGGAUCUAA